Atta colombica is the source of this 1726-nucleotide messenger RNA. RefSeq names its product general transcription factor IIE subunit 1 (gene TfIIEalpha). Gene Ontology annotation, biological process: transcription initiation at RNA polymerase II promoter; transcription open complex formation at RNA polymerase II promoter. The transcript is spliced from 8 exons. NCBI's taxonomy places the organism in Eukaryota, Metazoa, Arthropoda, Insecta, Hymenoptera, Formicidae. The record is from RefSeq and is a predicted model, not a curated record. Gene Ontology annotation, cellular component: transcription factor TFIIE complex. The coding region runs from base 383 to 1639 and encodes 418 amino acids.
UUAUUGCACUGUGUGUACCAGUUCAAAAAGUGUAGCAAUAAAAAACAGACCUAUUGUAUUCUUGUGAUUUUUCCAACAUUCCUGAAACGUAGAGUGCCGUUUUAACUCAAGAUAUAACGAGAGAAGAAGGAGAAAAAUAGAUCAUUCUGAUCAUUUAGAUCUGAUUUCUAGAAGAAAAAUGAAGAUACGCUUACAAUUUUACAAGCGAUCGUAUUUUUGGAGAAUGCGGUGCUUAUCGUAAAGUGCGCUUGACAUGAAACUGUGAGCUUAGUCUGUGAACGGACAGUAAACAUAAUAAUAACGAUUAUAAUUAUUAUUGGUAAAAUUAUUGUUAUUCGGUAACGAUAUCGAUUGUUAGAAAAUCAUUUUCAUUACCUGAAAUAUGAGCGUCGAGGAGAGACUUGUCACUGAGGUACCUAGUAGUUUGAAGAAACUGGCACGUCUUGUUGUACGUGGGUUUUACUCGAUUGAAGAUGCUUUAAUUGUAGAUAUGCUGGUUAGAAAUCCAUGUAUGAAAGAAGAUGACAUUUGUGAAUUGCUUAAGUUUGAACGCAAGAUGUUAAGAGCCAGGAUAUCCACAUUGCGAAAUGAUAAGUUCAUUCAAGUGAGAUUGAAGAUGGAGACAGGGUCAGAUGGCAAAGCACAGAAAGUUAAUUAUUAUUUUAUUAAUUAUAAAACAUUUGUAAAUGUGGUGAAGUAUAAACUCGAUUUAAUGAGAAAGAGAAUGGAAACUGAGGAGAGAGAUGCAACUAGUAGAGCUAGCUUUAAGUGUCCGAGUUGUUUAAAGACAUUUACUGAUCUUGAAGCUGAUCAACUUUUCGACAUGAGAACUGGCGAAUUUAGAUGUACAUAUUGUCGAGAGAUAGUGGAAGAAGAUCAGUCUGCUCUUCCAAAGAAAGAUUCCAGAUUAUUAUUAGCAAAAUUUAAUGAACAAUUGGAGCCACUCUAUAUACUAUUAAGGGAAGUAGAAGGGAUCAAAUUGGCGCCUGAAAUACUGGAACCGGAACCUAUUGAUAUCAAUACUAUUCGAGGUAUCGAUACAAGAAAACCAAGCAGUCUUAGAGCACCUAGUGAACAAUGGUCGGGUGAAGCUACUAGAAUGACAGGCUUUAUAGUGGAGGAUACUAGAGUGGAUGUUACUAUUGGAGACGAAUCUCCCGAUGACGCAUCGAAUCACAGAAAGGAGAGACCCAUAUGGAUGAGAGAAAGUACAGUUAUCAAUUCCGAUGGUUCACAGCCUGAUGGCGUGAAUGCGCAAGACAGCAUUUUGGACAAAGCUGCAGCCACUGCCACAAACAUGACUACGACGAAUAAUAAACAGGGUGAAGACAUCAUGUCAGUGUUAUUGGCUCACGAAAAGAAGGGCGGAACUAAUUCCGCGGCAUCUAUCAAAGCAGCGCUUCCACAGGAAUCCAGCGACAGUAGCGAUAACGAGGAGGAAGACAUGCAGACAGUUGAUACCGGCGAGAUAGAGGCGAUGGAUUCCGAGGACGAUGAAUUAGUACCGACCGUCAGCGUCGGCGGCACAACUGUCGCGAUCACCGACGUUAACGAUACCUUAAUUGCGGAAAUGACGCCCAUAGAGAAGGAGUCUUAUAUCCAGACGUAUCAAGAAUAUUAUUCGCAUAUGUACGACUAGGCGAAGAACAACGAGAGUCGUCUUCAUAAUGCUCUGCAUAAGACUGAUAUUGAUUUGGUAUCGUUGUUCCAUGUAAUAUUUUGUAUA